Helianthus annuus (common sunflower) is the source of this 558-nucleotide messenger RNA. RefSeq lists its product as uncharacterized. Bases 1 to 558 code for a protein of 185 amino acids. The record is from RefSeq and is a predicted model, not a curated record. The transcript has a single exon. Lineage: Eukaryota; Viridiplantae; Streptophyta; Magnoliopsida; Asterales; Asteraceae.
AUGGAGUCCAAACUUCACCCUGCCCUUACCGUUUCUAACAUCAAAACACACGUUCCCAUUAUCCUGGAAAAAGACUCAACACAUUAUACCACUUGGAAAACCCUCUUCAAGGUGCAUUGUCAAAUCUACGAAGUGCUCGACCAUUUAUCUCCCAAACAACCUGCUACUAAACCCGCCGCUGAAUCUUCUGAUGCAACGGCUGUCGCCAAAGCCGAGGCUGUCGCUCGUGCGGUUGACACUCUAUGGACCCAACUUGACGCUGUGGUUCUCCAGUGGAUAUACGCCACCAUCUCUGCGCCUCUUCUACACAUCAUCUUGCAAACAGGUCAGACAGCUCAUGAUGCUUGGAUUGCCGUUGAGAGUGAAUUUACUGACAACAAAAAUACUCGAGCCAUCUUCCUCGGCCAAGAGUUUGCCAAUCUAUCUCUCGAGAACUUCUCCAACAUGGCCGAUUAUUGUCAACAUGCGAAGCACCUUACCGAACAACUUAAGAGUGUCGGUUCUCCGGUUGAUGACCGGAUGUUGGUCAUCAAGAUUCUCACUGGUCUUACUGAAUAG